Messenger RNA from Nematostella vectensis (starlet sea anemone), 1309 nucleotides. RefSeq lists its product as uncharacterized. NCBI's taxonomy places the organism in Eukaryota, Metazoa, Cnidaria, Anthozoa, Actiniaria, Edwardsiidae. The transcript is spliced from 8 exons. The coding region runs from base 223 to 1050 and encodes 275 amino acids. The record is from RefSeq and is a predicted model, not a curated record.
ACACACAUGAACUUUCCCGCGUCCUCAAACAUGAUUUAAUUCUGGAUCUAACAAUGAGAAAUCAAUACAAUACUGAGAUUAACCUUGCAAUACAUAUAUGGAUGUGAAAGUACCAGGUUUGUGUUCUUAUUUUCCUUGUAAAUUUCCUACAAUGUAUUUGUUUCUUUGUGCAUCAUUUCAUGGCAUCUUGGAGUGGACUUUUUAACGGAUGGCCAACGAAUAAUGGCAAAUCUGCGGUCAAAGAACAGAUAUUAUAUCAAGGAUUCCAUAGUCCCGUUUGAGGAAGACUCAAGAUGUGAAUUCAAAGGUCAUCGUAAUUUUUGCGCUGAGGAGAUACCAGACUGGUGUUGGAUUCCAGGAACUGAUCGAAGGUCCAGGAAAGCUGUAUCCAGAAAUAUCAAUGCAUUUCUAAAUAAUGGUAAAGGUGGAUCAAUCUAUAUAGGAUUGACAGAUGAAGGCAAUGUAAAAGGGAUCUCACUAAGCCAGUAUCAGAGAGACCACAUUGUUGUAUCCAUGAGAGAUCUAAUGAGUAGAUACACACCGCAAGUACCUGAUGAUAGCUUCAAGGUAGAGUUUGUCCCUAUUAUCCAAAAGUCAGAGGUUUGGAACAGUGACUCAAGCCAGUUUACUGUUGAAAAAGGUGAUCAGUUGGAUCCUGACCGACUCAAACCUCACCUGCUGCGCACCCCACACUACUGCUGGUGUGACAAGAUGGCGUUAGCCCAGUAUGCCGAGGGUAUUUUGUCCCGAGAGUAUGUCAUUGAGAUCACCAUCUUUCCCUAUACUGAGAAGCCUCUUAGUCUUGUUGAUGGGAAGUUUUGUUUGAAUUUGCACCCAGUCUAUGAGGACGAGGAGGGGAAUUGUUUCUUCAGAAGACAGGCUAGUGUUGUAAAGUACACUAAGGCAGAGAUUGUUGAGUUAACAGUUCAUGAUGUCCAGCACUUUUUCAUGCCUGUACUUCAAAAGCUGAGAAAAGAAGUGGAAAGUCUAAGGGAAGAUAUGGACAGCAAAUCCUGGACAGUCACUCCUGAUAACCAGAACAACCCUUAGUAACACCUUGAUGCUGACUCAGUUUUCCUUGGAUUUCCUUCAUUUGUAAACUUUUUUUAUUGCUCGAGCUCCCGUUUAAUCUCAAAGGGCUUUCCCCCUUCUUCUUUUUAAUUUCCUAUAAUGUAUAUUUUACCCUGAUGACUAAAGGCGAAAUAAAUCCUUAGAGAUAUUUUAUAAGAAUGUUACCUGGAGUCAGCCUAGUAUUAUCAGAAUCUCAAUCUAAUACUCAGAAGGAUUAAAAAAUAUUUUUUUUAUGGAA